Arabidopsis arenosa is the source of this 2247-nucleotide messenger RNA. NCBI's taxonomy places the organism in Eukaryota, Viridiplantae, Streptophyta, Magnoliopsida, Brassicales, Brassicaceae. The record is from the annotation of a GenBank genome assembly.
GUUUGAGAGUUUGCAGAUAUUCAAACAACUCUCAAUCCCAUUCCUUUGUUCGUCUCUCGGAUUUCGAAGAGCUCAAAUUAGGGUUUUUGGAAUUUGGAUUCUUCUCCUUGGGGUAAAUAAGUCUAAUCCCCACCACCGGUAACGUGGAGGAGAAUGAGGGAUUCGGGUCUGAUGAUGCCGGCGGAGAUUGCUGGAUUUUUAACGACGGCGAUUACGAGUUGGUGGGAUGAUGUUAAUGAGUCAACUCAGUGGCAAGAUGGGAUCUUUUUCGCUCUUUGUGGUGCUUAUGCUCUUGUUUCCGCCGUUGCUCUUGUUCAACUGAUAAGGAUCCAAAUGAGAGUGCCUGAGUAUGGUUGGACCACUCAGAAGGUGUUUCAUCUUAUGAACUUUGUCGUCAAUGGAGUUCGUGCGGUUCUAUUUGGAUUUCACAUGCAAGUUUUUCUUGUGCAUCCCAAGGCUCUUUGCUGGGUACUAUUGGAUCUUCCAGGCCUUCUCUUUUUCUCGGCAUACACGCUCCUUGUGCUGUUCUGGGCAGAGAUAUAUCACCAGGCAAGAAGCUUGCCAACGGAUAAGCUGCGGAUAACCUAUAUUUCCGUCAACGUGGCUGUAUAUUUGGCUCAGAUUGGUAUCUGGGCAUACAUCUGGGUAAAUGAUAACAGCACUGUGGAGUUAGUUGGAAAGAUAUUUAUCGCAGUUGUAUCUUUCAUCGCCGCAUUAGGCUUCUUGCUGUACGGAGGAAGGUUGUUUUUCAUGCUAAGAAGGUUCCCUAUCGAGUCAAAAGGAAGAAGGAAGAAACUCCACGAGGUUGGAUCUGUGACAGCGAUAUGCUUCACCUGCUUCCUCAUAAGAUGCGUUGUGGUGGCUGUAUCAGCUUUUGACAAGGAUUUAACGCUUGAUGUUCUUGAUCAUCCGGUUCUGAACUUAAUCUACUAUAUGGUGGUUGAAGUACUUCCAUCGGCACUAGUCCUCUUCAUUCUCCGAAAGCUACCUCCAAAGAGAAUCAUACAAGAAAAAGCAAUUUUGCCACUGAUGGAUCCUAUGGAGUCGUCUAGUGAACAGGACAUUGUUGAAGAGAGUCAAAAGCUGGUGGACUCAUUGGACAAGCUUCGUGUUAGUGCUGCGAGUUCAUCUUCUAAUUUCAAGAAGAAGCCUAUCAUUAUUAUUGUUGUUGGAAUGGCAGGUAGCGGAAAAACUAGCUUCCUUCAUCGCUUGGUCUGUCAUACUUUUGAUUCAAAGAGCCGUGGGUAUGUGGUGAAUCUUGACCCUGCUGUUAUGUCUCUACCAUUUGGUGCCAACAUUGAUAUAAGAGACACUGUUAAGUACAAGGAAGUUAUGAAGCAGUAUAAUCUGGGGCCUAAUGGUGGGAUUCUCACGUCACUCAACUUGUUUGCUACUAAAUUCGACGAGGUUGUCUCUGUGAUUGAGAAACGUGCAGAUCAGCUUGAUUAUGUCCUCGUGGAUACCCCUGGUCAGAUUGAGAUCUUUACAUGGUCUGCUUCUGGGGCUAUAAUCACUGAAGCUUUCGCUUCAACCUUCCCCACUGUUGUCACCUACGUGGUUGAUACUCCACGUUCCUCGAGCCCAAUCACUUUUAUGAGCAACAUGCUCUACGCUUGUAGUAUUCUCUACAAGACUCGCUUGCCUCUUGUCUUGGCUUUCAACAAAACCGAUGUGGCAGAUCACAAGUUUGCUUUAGAGUGGAUGGAAGAUUUCGAGGUCUUUCAAGCAGCGAUACAGACUGAUAACUCGUACACGGCGACCUUAGCUAACAGUCUUUCCCUUUCACUCUACGAGUUCUACCGGAAUAUAAGAUCUGUUGGUGUUUCUGCAAUCUCUGGUGCUGGAAUGGAUGGCUUCUUCAAAGCCAUUGAAGCAAGUGCUGAGGAAUACAUGGAAACUUACAAGGCUGAUCUUGAUAUGAGAAAGGCAGGACAAGGAGCGACAGAGACUGCAACAGAGAAGAUGAUGCUAGAGGAGGAUGACGAGGACUUUCAGGUUGAAGAUGAAGAAGACAGUGAUGAUGCCAUAGAUGAGGAUGAUGAAGAUGACGAGAUGAAACAUUACUACCUAUGAAUUAAACUCGAGACCAAAUCGUUCAGACUUAUCAAGACGCUUUCACUUGCUUUUUUUGCGUCAUUCCCUUGUUGUCCCAGUUGUGUAGUUAAAACUUAAAACAUAAGAAUUGAAUCUCGUUGUGAGACAUUGUCAAAUGAUCUAAUGACUGAACUAUAAACUAGAACUUUGAAG